CGUAGCAUUUUGAAGUGCGUGACUUCGUUUUAGGAUAAUUCUAUUCGCGUCACGCAUUUCAAUACUCAAUCCUAAAACGACCUCAACACCAUAGUAAUCCAUUCAAUCCAGAACCCCACAUCUUAGGCCCACAGCGAUCCCUUCAAUCCAAGCUAAUAGCUAUCGAACCGGACGAGGGCGAUUCGGGUCGAACAUGGAUCGGUUAUCGCCGGAUAACCUAAUACUCGUCAACCGCGAAUCAAACGGCGUCGCGGUGGUGACGAUUAAUCGUCCGGGUUCUCUGAACUCUCUGACCCGGCCGAUGAUAGUGGACCUGGCUCAGGCUUUCAAGAAACUGGACCAGGACGAGUCGAUGCGGGUUAUCAUAUUAACCGGAUCGGGUCGUUCAUUCUGUUCGGGCGUGGACUUGACCGCAGCGGAGGACGUGUUCAAGGGCGAUGUGAAGGACGCGGAGAGCGACCCGGUCAUACAAAUGGAACGAUGCCGCAAGCCUAUAAUCGGAGCAAUCAGAGGAUUCGCCGUCACUGCUGGGUUCGAGUUUGCCCUCGCUUGUGACAUCUUGAUUGCUGCAAAAGGAUCUAAGUUCAUAGACACUCAUGCUAGGUUUGGGAUAUUUCCUUCGUGGGGUUUGUCUCAGAAGCUUUCGCGCAUUAUAGGGGCAAAUAAAGCACGCGAGGUAUCUCUCACGGCCAUGCCUUUGACUGCAGAGGUAGCUGAAAGGUUGGGUUUUGUGAACCAUGUUGUUGAAGAGGGUGAACUGUUGAAGAAAAGCAGAGAAAUCGCAAAUGCCAUUGUGAAAAAUAAUCAAGACUUGGUAUUGAGGUAUAAGUCGGUCAUAAAUGAUGGCCUCAAGCUGGAUCUUGGCAGUGCUCUUUCCCUUGAAAAGGAGAGAGCUCAUGAUUAUUAUAACGGAAUGACGAAGGAACAAUUCAGGAAGAUGCAGGAAUUCAUAGCUGGUCGAAGUUCCAAGAAACAGUCCAAAUUAUAGGUUCUUUAUUUGCACUUAUCUCUCUUGGCUGUAAAAUUAUAUGUUGCUUCCCAAAGUUGAGGUUUUACGAUAACUAAUUCUUACAAAAUCCGCAAACAUUGUUUAUCAUACUGCAUUAUAACCGUGAUAAAAGUUCAUUUUCAUCAAAAUAAAUAU
Messenger RNA from Gastrolobium bilobum, 1144 nucleotides. RefSeq names its product probable enoyl-CoA hydratase 1, peroxisomal. The record is from RefSeq and is a predicted model, not a curated record. Gene Ontology annotation, cellular component: peroxisome. Bases 194 to 988 code for a protein of 264 amino acids. Lineage: Eukaryota; Viridiplantae; Streptophyta; Magnoliopsida; Fabales; Fabaceae. The transcript has 3 exons.